AUGCUCAUGGGCUACAUGUCUCUGGACAAGCUCGGCGUGAUGAUCAUGACGAUGGAAGGAACGGAAGAGGAGAAAUCCCAAGCGAGGAAGGUGCUUCCGCUGCUGAACCAAGGGCACCGCGUGUUGGUGUCCAUCUUGUUGUUAAACUACCUUGGUUUGGAGGCCCUUCCCAUCUGGCUGAAUCGACUUAUGCCGGAGGGAACGGCGAUCGUUGUCUCGGUCACGUUCGUGCUGUUCUUUGGUGAGAUACUGCCGUCCGCCAUCUUCACGGGGAAGCAUCAAAUGACCAUUGCCGCCAAACUCGCGCCUUUGUGCCACCUUGUGAUGGCGGCCACAGCCCCGCUGUCGUACCCCAUUGCUAAAGGUUUGGAUUUGUGGAUGGGGGACACCAACGGCAUGGUGCGGUUUCGACGCAACGAGUUGAAGGCGCUCAUUUCUCUGCAGCAGCAUCCACACCAGUCUCCGUCGCCAACUGGGGAGACGGGGGCGGUGCUGCCCACGUGGGAUUCGAGGUCGUCCUCGAUUCGUAGCACCGACUUGCUGGACGACGAAGUCACAAUCAUCAACAGCGCCCUCGGCAUGUCGUUGAAAAAAGUCGAAGCGAUCAUGACGCCCUUCGACCAAGUGUACAUGGUGAAUGACGAGCGGUUGCUGGACAAAGCCCUCAUGGAAGAGAUCGUGGCCAGUGGAUACAGCCGGAUUCCAGUCUUCUGUGGCCAUCGCAGCAACAUCCGGGGCAUUCUCCUAGUCAAACGACUCAUUGGGACAACAAACGGCUACGGGAUCACGUGCUACACAAACCCCACGUUGUGCCACCGACCCAUUCCUGCUACGCCAUCAUAUGUCCAAGCGUGCUGGGACAACGACGUUCCCAUCGAUCCCAAUAUGGCUGCUUUUCACGGCGUCGUGACCAACGAAGAUGUGUUGGAAGAGCUCAUCCAAGACGACUUUUACGACGAAUCCGACCGCGUCGACAUGCAUUUGAGACGCGCAGACACGGAGACACGCCGCGAGCGCUGCCGAGCUGCCGGCGUGCAGCGAGCAGAAAUGAUUGACCAUCAUUCUGUCAACGUCGUUGGCGUUCCUCGGCCCAAGAGCAUGUUCACCGGGAUUAUUGAAGAGAUCGGGACCGUGGUGUCUCGCGUCGAGAAGGAUGACAUGCAGAUGUGGGACGGCAGUGUCGCAAAGGGCACGGUCUUGGUCGUUCGCUUGGAAGUUGCGUUGGAUGGCGCGUACAUUGGCUGUAGCAUUGCCAUCAACGGCACGUGCCUCACGGCCACCGAUAUCGACCGCGACACUGGCCACGUAUCGUUUGGCUGUGCGCCAGAAACGUAGCGUCCCUUGCUUGGCAGCAGCCACACUGUGUCUCACGCGUGUUGUAGGUUGCGAUUGACGAACUUGCGUGUGUUGGAGGCCGGCGACAAGGUCAACGUGGAGCGCGCGAUGGGGGCGCAGGACCGGAACAGCGGCCAUUUCGUACAAGGACAUGUCGAUGGCACGGGAAAGAUCCUGGAAUUGACCAAGGAAGGCGAGUCUCUGUGGGUGAAAAUCCAAGCAGAGCCAUCGCUGUUGGCGCAUGUCGUGCCCAAGGGGUUCAUUGCCAUCGAUGGCACGAGCCUGACGGUGUGCGAGGUGAACAGCCGACAAGGCUGGUUCAACGUGAUGCUGAUCACGCACACCCAGCAAAGCAUCGUGUUGCCGACCAAAUCCGUGGGAGACCUCGUCAACUUGGAGGUACUCUGCCGUUGGUCUCGAUCUAGUCGUCGUACUGGUGGUGGGUAGGGCGACGUCAUUGGCAAGUACGCCGCCAAGUCUACGAAUGCGUUUGCAUUGCGGUUGGAGACGCUGGAAAAGACGCAGCGCAAUGCGUUGUUGGCUGCUGGGAUCGUGGGUGGCGCCAUUGGCGCUGCGGUCGCGCUGGUCGCAACCCACAAAUAAACAAGUGAUUCCGUUUACACUAUCGAGUUUUGCUAUUUGGAUGGUAGUAGUCAACGCACUGCUAGUGGGGCAACGGAGGUAGCCGGGACACGUCUAGCUCGUCCUCGGAGAUCGAGUCGUCGGCGUGGUCGGGGGCCCCGGACUUGUUGCCGCCCAGCAUGGGGAGGGGAUGAAACAGCGUCAUGUCCCCGUGAUCGUCGCCGUCGGCGUCUGCCGCUUGGACUCCAAUGUCCUUCCGCCGACUCGACAUGGCUGCGUGGAAGCCUUUGGUGUGAUGCGAUAAUGCCUUAGUCGAUGAUCCUUUCGAUUUGUUGGCCGCUUUGUCCAUCUGGGACUUGUCUCGCUUGAAAUGCAGCACGUCCGAGUCGCUCACAAACUUCUUGGCGGGAACGGGAUCGGUGGCUUUCUUGACAUUCGGCGCCGAUACCCUUUUUUUUAUUGCAAAGUUGUGGUCGUGAUGUCGAGCGAGCCCGAGCUUGCUGGCUUGAGCUCCAACUCCUGCUUUGACGGCUGCGGUUCCCUUCUUCUUCUUCUUGUCGUCGUCGUUGUGCAUGCUGGAUGGGACAGCGCCCAGAUAACUCUCGAGCGACAUGCCUUCGAUCUCGUUUUCGUCCACCACCGCGGGCUGCUUCUUGGUCGGUGGCUUUUUGCUGCUUGCUUUGUCCUUUGGCGGCAAGGAUUUGCCGGUCAAGUAGUCGCUUAACGAUAGUCCUGCUACACCAGCACUUGUGUCGUCCUUUGCUCCAGAGUCGGAUUCGUAGUCGUCUUCGUAUGGAUCUUCUUCCGUGUCGGCAUCGUUCGACCCGCCAUGCAUGGGGCAGAUGGGAAUCGUGUCCACGGACUCCAUCAUGUGGUCGUCAUCGUCGUCCUUUGUCAUGACCAUGGCGUUGUCAUGUUUGAGCUUGGUGGCCUCCUUUUUCUCUAGCAGUUCCGACGUUUCCUUCAUCGUUUGCACCGUGUACUCCUUCUUGCUGUUAAAGUACUCGUCCAGGGACAGGCCGGUCUCCUGGUUCGGGUCGCUUGAUGGCUCUGCAUCCUUUUUCCCCAUGGCGGUAGGUUUGGCACCACCCACAUGCUUCUUGCGGAGGACCAUACGAGGCGUUGCCUCGCGCCACGUCGUCUGUGAUUGAAGUUGCA
Messenger RNA from Aphanomyces astaci, 3075 nucleotides. RefSeq names its product riboflavin synthase, alpha subunit, variant 2. Lineage: Eukaryota; Oomycota; Saprolegniomycetes; Saprolegniales; Verrucalvaceae. The record is from RefSeq and is a predicted model, not a curated record. The transcript is spliced from 5 exons. Gene Ontology annotation, biological process: magnesium ion homeostasis. Bases 1 to 1335 code for a protein of 444 amino acids.